This is a messenger RNA of Cladocopium goreaui, 2019 nucleotides long. The record is from the annotation of a GenBank genome assembly. NCBI's taxonomy places the organism in Eukaryota, Dinophyceae, Suessiales, Symbiodiniaceae.
AUGAUCGAAAACAGCGCUUCGCAAGCCUUGAUGAAGUCGCAGAGCUUGCUUCACAGGACGAAGCGAAAAUUCCACAAGGCGUUCUCGCUGGUGUUGGGUCGUAGUCAGAAAGUGCAGCCCAUGGUUGAGAAGGAAGAAUGGCACGAAAGUGGUGGUGUGAGAAUCGUUGAAGGAUUUCUGUCUGGAUCAUGGUCUAGCCGUGUGUGUAGUCUAGCUCCUGCAGUUCACCCGUGGCUGAAGGCGGUUCAGAGCAGAUACUUGGUCGGACAUGCAGCCUUCGGACAAGGUCUCAUGCAACUGGAGAGGUGCGAAUUCGAAGAUGCCUCGGCAUCCUUGGAAGGUGCCUGGUCCGUUUGGAAGGAAGUCUUUUUGAAGGAUGCAGUGAGCAGUUCAGAUUCCGACACGAGUGAACUUGCUGAAGAGGAUCAAACUGAUCAACAUGAACCAACUGCUGGCUCCUCCUGCAGCUCCAGCUCUAGCCGCGGGAAACGCCACACCGCAACUUCCGGCCACGGGAAACUCCGGGCCUCGAAGCACUCGCCUGCGGCGGCCUGUGCGGAACGCUUCUUUCGGGCCAAGGGAUGCCAAAGCCUCGGGAAAAACUCAGGCGGCCGGUUGCCUCCCAAACGAGUGGGUACCUCUACUUCGGAGGCUUCCUUGGCCUUGAGAGGUUUCGCCGAUGAACCCGACGCCUUGAGUGAAGAAACGGCUGCGAUUGGUGUCGAUUGGCCUCCGGUGCAUCACUUGGACACCUUCGCCAGUUGCUUCAACGACGCUUUGGCACUGCGGAUUCAAAAAGAGGCGGAGGACGAAGCCUUUGCCUGCGCCUUGGAAGCGCAACAGGCGCUGGGACGAGGCAAACCACUGAUUGAGUCUGACGAUGAAAUCCCAGAGGAAGGGGAAGGGGAGCAAGAGCAGGAGGAAGAAGAUUUGAGCACAGAAGCUUACCACCGGAGGAUGUACAAGAGAGAUGUGCAGAUGAUGAUGAAACCAGAGUCCAAAGCUACCCCGCCACGGAUCAUUGGUGCCAAGCCUCAAUUCCACCAUUUUCGCCGCUUGAUGCGUGGCUUGUGCCAUUGCUACGUGCGCUUGCGGCGCUGGGUGGAGCUGGAUAAUUUGAUCGAGGAAGCCAUGCCGUACUUCGGACACCCCGUGGGGAGCUUGAGACCAUCGAGUCAGAAGUUCAAGACACCAGCCAUGGAGGACUUGUGGAUCAGUUUGACUCUGCAAGAAGCCAUCGCUUGCCUCUUGGUGGGUCAGGAUCACUUCCCCAAGGCUCGGAGGCUCAUCGAACUCGUGCGGAACAUCGAACCCAAGCGCCGGUCCCUCGCCUGCGCCUUUCGGAGCAUUCGCUUCCUUCAGGAGCAGGUACAAUCUGGCACGCAUGGGCUGACUGUGGCAGACAAAGAUGUGCUGCUGACCAAUGCAUUCAUUGCGCUGAAGGAGCAUAGUUCACGGACGAUGCUCAUGUACCUCAAGUUGGUCACUGCAGGCGCCGUCAAUGCCCUGUUUUAUCAGGGUUCGGCCCUGUCAACGAAGACUGAGAGCGAAGAGUGCCGUGAGCCCGAAACGCCUUUCCUGCAGGCCAUGCGCGCCUUUGCCAUUGGCAUUUUUUCAGCGCUCGUGGGCGACUUGUUGACCCUGAUCCUUUGGAAGGUGCAAAAGCGCCCGUCAGUACUCAGUGAACCGUGGUCGGAAGAGGUGGAGGAACGGACUUUGCGCAGGUGGAAGCGGCGCUUGCGUGUAUUUUGGUGUGUCUCUCUGGGGCAUUGUUUUUUCUGCUUGUUCUACAUCUUCACCUUCCUGGCAAAUGUCACUCAAGAAGAUAGCAACAAGUGGUUGGUAGCAACCCUGGUGAGUUUGGUGGAAGAUCUGCUGAUGCUGCCCGUUACCUUGGCUGUGAGCUUCGGCUCAGUUGCAACUUUGCUCCUUUUCUUCAGGCCGGAUGUGAAGGCUGAUAUCCGUGCCCGGUGGAUUGAUGAAGAUACAGGGCAGCUCGGACUUGGCCGGGAGGAUUAG